Molecule: messenger RNA, 1295 nt
Organism: Chlamydomonas reinhardtii
Lineage: Eukaryota; Viridiplantae; Chlorophyta; Chlorophyceae; Chlamydomonadales; Chlamydomonadaceae
Exons: 5
Coding region: 120-554 (144 amino acids)
Cellular component (GO): ciliary base
Source: RefSeq, a predicted model, not a curated record
CUAAUACUGUCUUUAUCUCGGAAUUCUUAUUGCUCAACACUUCAGUCUCAGGAGGCAACAGCUUCGAGCCCCUGUUUUUCGGCCUUUGCCUAGUGCUUUACAUCAAUCACUAGUAAAAAAUGUCGAUGGUAGCUGGAAAGAUGGAUGCAGUGUCUGUAAACAGGGUCUGGGAGGAGCACGUCAAAAAGGAGGCAAAGACACUGAAGCUAAACGACCAAUUCUGCAUCACAGACCCCCGUAAAAUGGACGUUCUACCGGAGAAGCCCAACCGGACCGUGCCCACGCAAAACCCGGACGCGUCCACCAUCGCUGCUGCCACGCAAACGCUACAUAACCUCGCUGCGGCUAAGGACGUGGACAAGCUGCCUGUGGACCGCUACGCGCUGCCGGUGACCGGCAACAUGGAGUACGGCUUCUUCCAUCGCGUGCAGAACCAAAACACCAACCCCAUGUUUGACCACAAGCACAAUGUGUGCGACGUCACGGAGUACGCACAGGAAUAUGUCAAGAGCAACGGAGGCGUGGGGCCUUACACGACAAAGCUGAACCACUGAGCCACGCGCCAGGCGGCUGUGUGGGGCACGCGGAUGUGGGUGCAGAUGUGGAUGCAGCGGAAGCUGGGGAAUGGGGACUGACUCGUGACUUCUGAUUUUGGAUUUUGGCUUCUGACUUUGACUUGGACUUCUGACAUUGCAUUAUUGAUUGGCAUGCACAGCGGCCGCGAAGCCUUGCCGUAGUGGCGAGGCGGGUGCGUGCUGGGAAGGAUGGAGGACGGGCGGGGGUUGCCGCGGAGGCAUCCGCCGCGCGCGUCGUUUUGAAUGGCUCGUGGCGGGAGGUGUGACGGGUGGCGUGACUUCCUUUCAUCAUGUGUACCAGGCCGCAUGCUUCCUGUGCGGCGUGUAGGCUUGACUAGUCAGCGCAGGAGCAGGCAGGUGUGUAAGUUUAUAUUCUUCGUGUGCAGGAGCCUGAAGGGCAGGCACAGCGUUUGCUAGAUGCAGCAGCUUAUUUGCGGGGCGGUGGUUGCUGUCAUGGCGGGGCCGGGUGUGUGUAGGAGGUGGGUGGCAUUGUAGAGCAGGGCAGGGACAGAAGCUGGCAGGUAGGAGUCCAGCACACGGCGGUGGCGUACUACCAAAACGUGUUGGGUGUGCGGCAACCGGUGUGCAGCCGGGGCUUGGAGUUGGAGCUCGUGGCCCAGCAUAUGCUCGGGGUUCCUUGUCCUUUGGACACCCAGGUGAACGAGUGUCAGGCAGUGCUCAAGACAUGGGACUGUAGUACGCUUGUAACAAGCAAGGCAG